AUGGCGUUGCACUCUGUGUUUCGGACGUUGUUAGGAUUUGCCAUCAUGAUCUCAAGCAAUCCCUUCCGCUCCCUGGUUGUAGGAACCAACUUCUCCUCCGGCAGUAUCAAAGCUGUCAAUCUUGGAGGAUGGCUUGUCACAGAGGAGUGGAUUACCCCCAACCUCUUCGACAGCAUACCCAACAAGGAGCUUCUGUCACUGAGAAGCCAGAAGUAUUUGUCUGCUGAAAAGGGUGUCGGCAUGGAGAUCGUGGCGAAUCGAUCCACAGCAUCGGACUGGGAGACCUUUAAGCUGUGGAGAGUCGACGAGAACACCUUCCAGUUUCGGGCUUUUACUGGACAGUUCCAAAGUGUCAGCAAUGGUGCUGUCGUCGCGAUAACGAAGAACGCAAACCGACCGGAGUCGAAGUUUGUGGCAGUGAAGAACGAUCAAAAUCCAAAACUUGUUCGAAUCAAAGCGUCGAAUGGGCGCUUUCAGCAGGAGAUUGAUGGGUGUCAACGCUGUGCAGGCGAAGACGGAACAGUUGUGACAGCAGGCUUCCAGGAGAAGACCAGCCGGGGAAAUGGCGAUCCGUCCGUGUUCUUGAUGCAAAUUAGUGCCACGAUUACAGGGGAGUACCAGCUGACGAAUGGAUUGGGAGGGAAAGCAGCAGAAGUGCUGACAGUAAACAUGAACCUUUGUUCAUCUUACUUGCUUGAUUUAAGUGUGCAAAGUGCUGAAACUGCUGAUGCUACAGAGGCACUGUAA
Molecule: messenger RNA, 747 nt
Organism: Musa acuminata subsp. malaccensis (wild Malaysian banana)
Lineage: Eukaryota; Viridiplantae; Streptophyta; Magnoliopsida; Zingiberales; Musaceae
Biological process (GO): cell migration; establishment or maintenance of cell polarity; actin filament bundle assembly
Cellular component (GO): actin cytoskeleton; cytoplasm
Molecular function (GO): actin filament binding
Source: RefSeq, a predicted model, not a curated record